Fopius arisanus is the source of this 1963-nucleotide messenger RNA. RefSeq lists its product as uncharacterized. The record is from RefSeq and is a predicted model, not a curated record. The transcript has 7 exons. NCBI's taxonomy places the organism in Eukaryota, Metazoa, Arthropoda, Insecta, Hymenoptera, Braconidae. The coding region runs from base 221 to 1693 and encodes 490 amino acids.
GUGUGUAGCUUUGGAUGGGGUGGUGUUGCUGGAGCUGGUGGUGCUCAGUUAUUAUUGCUGGUGGAUUGGAUAAAUGUGUAGUGGUGAAAGGUGCGUUUAUGUUUGUGUUGGGAAGGCGACGUUGGGGUAACUGAUGGGGAGCCGGUACAGAGGAGUGGGAAAGAGAUGUCGAUGCGCCGCGGAUGCUCGGUUACGGGGGUAGACUCGCGCCGCGGGGGCGAUGAGCGCUAUUCCCUUUGCCCUUAGAUUCACCUGCUGUUGUUGGUGCUGGUUGACAUUUAUUGUUAUACUAUUUAAAUUCAGUUACGUUGAGACACGUGAUAUUGUUGAUAGUGAUAAUAACAGUUUGUUAACGGGUCAUGGAGAUUUUCACGGGGGGAGGCAGCGGCCACGGAGAGUUACCGUGCGGAGGGAUCAGGAGGCUCUGUACGAUGAGGAUCUAUCCUAUGACGGCGAGGACUAUCUUCAGGCAAAUUCCACUGAGAAGGGGCGAUUUCUGGGCUCCAUCUGCGACGACACGUGCAGCUCAAAUCUACAACAUGUUGUUUGCGACACAGUCACCGGUAAAUGCGAGUGUGAAAAGAAUUUUCCAGUCCAGCUUGGACCCACAAAGGGCUGUGCUAAACCCAAAAAACUCGGGGAACAAUGUUUCUAUCGGGCAACCUGCGAGUUCGUCGACCAGCACGCAACGUGCACGCAGGUACAACACAAUGCCAUAUGCGAUUGCGAUACUGGCUAUCACAGGGUUGUUCUCUCAAGACCAACAAAGAAAAUAUUCUGUGCCGAAGAUCUCGUGCUGAUAAAGACUGACCUCGCUACUCUUCUUGGUGUAGCGUCGGGUAUAGCGGUGCUCACGGGACUGAUUUGCUUCGUAUUAAAGUUAUUCAGCAGAGCCAGGUACUCAGAGCCCAGGCAUUAUGCCAAUGCCCAUCAUACCCCACCGAUGUUAUUCAGCAAUGAUGCAGGUAUACCAUUGACGCUGUCAGGAAGGCCCUCAUCGCGUUCAAGUCAACGCAGUAGUGACGGCCCAUUGACCUGUGGAGCUUUUACAAGGAGACCAAGCAGCGGUGGAAGUCGUGGACCACUGGUUCCAGCAUCGCGUGCAGGUGCGGCACGUGCCGCCGCCAUCUUGCUUAUUUCGUGUCACCUACAGGCAGCGGCCAAAGGAAAAAAGCACCGACGUACCCUUAGCGACGUUGCCGAAGGAUCCAACGGCCUCGGUUCACGACGUCCAAGUUUGGCGUCGAUACACAGCUCAACGUCAUCAGCGAGAAGUUACAGUGCCAGAAGACUCGAGAAAGAGAGGAAUGAGAAGGAGCAGAGGCUGGCACUCCAGGAAUUGAGAUUAGCUAGACAGAGGGAACAGGAUUCGCAAAUGCAGCAGAUGCAGACGCAACCGACACCCAGUCCAAGGACACCUCAUUCGACUGAUGAAUUAUUGCCAGCGGUUGAAGAGAGCCGAGAGGAGAUAUUAACGGUGGUGGCAUCGGAAAUGCCAUCGGUAUCACGAAUAAUACCUCAUAAAUCAUCCGUGAGCAAUCACAGAUCAUCGUCCCUAGCAUCAACAUCGUUGACAGUGCACCGUUCGAUGAGAGCAAGUGAAACGGCCUUUACUGGUCCCGCGUGCACAUCCGCCUUUAAAAAAGAGACAGCCGCCAAUUGUUCCAGUGUAGUGGACAUUUUCGAGUCAUAACCCACGAGUGAAAUUCAACCGGUCACUCAAUUUCUUAGAUUUAUCGUCGCUCAAUACUCAGUUCAACCAAUCCCAAUUAACUCGAAAAAAAAUAUAUCAAUUCUACUCAAAAUAUCCAGUUGACCACGAGAAUUGCAUCUCAGGUGUAAAAAUUUAUCACCUUGAUGAUUCGAAGUAGCUCUGCCCAAUUAAAUUUCGUGAGAAUAUUUGGAAAAAAAAAUUCAUAUCUAUCCCCUAAAACCGAAUAAACAAUUGGAAAUAAUAGAAAUA